This is a messenger RNA of Gryllus bimaculatus (two-spotted cricket), 3505 nucleotides long. Lineage: Eukaryota; Metazoa; Arthropoda; Insecta; Orthoptera; Gryllidae. The record is from the annotation of a GenBank genome assembly.
CGUUACAGCUUCCUACAAGAAAGCACCCCUGCGAUCUUGGGUGUGAGCGAAGUCAGGUGUAAAGCAAGUUGGGAUUUUGCAUCAAUGAACUGUGACCACAGUAAUUGCUCGAGCAAUAUUUUGAAACGAAGUAUUAACACUUAUUUCCAAUUAUUGACUCUAUGUGUUCAAUAAUUUGUGUCUGAUGUGCAUUAUAACUGAUUAUGGAACUUCUGAAUGAACAAAAAUGUACUGGCUCAGAAAACAGUACAAAUUCAAAUCUAUCACAAUUUUACUUGAUAAUGAACUUUCAUUCUUAAGACCUCCUGGCCUUGGCGUCCUGCCACUCGUUCCGCGCGAACCCGUGUGGCCAGUAGAGUGCAAAGUCCAAAGUGUGCGGUAUUACAGUGAUAUUUGUGGCGCGGAGCCUCGCUACACCAGUCGCUGUGGGAUUCUCGGACGCGUGGUUGGUGCUACGCUACGCAGUCCGUCCGCGUCUUCGGCGCCUCAGCGUCCACUCGACCGUCCACCGCAUUUUUCAUACUCCUGGCCCAGUAGUUUGUAUACAGUCAUGCCGACCGAAAGAAAAGUUUGUGUUGUGGGCUCUGGGAAUUGGGGAUCUGCAAUUGCAAGGAUUGUAGGUUUUAAUGCAAAGCGACAUCCCACUUUGCAUGAAACAGUAACUAUGUAUGUUUAUGAAGAAAUUAUAGAUGGAAAGAAGUUGACAGAAAUUAUUAAUGAAACUCACGAAAAUGUCAAAUAUUUGCCUGGAUACAAGAUCCCUUCCAAUGUAAUUGCUGUUCCUGAUCUUGUUGAAGCUGCAAAGGAUGCAGAUAUCCUAAUCUUUGUAGUGCCACACCAGUUCAUUCAAAGAAUAUGUUCAACAUUACUUGGAAAGAUCAAACCAACAGCAUGCGGCCUUUCUCUAAUCAAAGGUUUUGAACGAGCAGAAGGUGGUGGAAUUGAGCUAAUUUCCCAUGUAAUUCAGAAGUUGCUUAGAAUACCAGUCAGUGUUCUCAUGGGUGCAAAUAUUGCACAAGAAGUAGCAGCAGAAAAGUUCUGUGAGACCACAAUAGGUUGUAAAGACAAGGAGAUGGCCCCUGUUUUCCAAGAUCUUAUCCAAACAGAUAACUUCAGAGUUGUUGUAGUGGAUGAUGUUGAUGCUGUAGAAGUGUGUGGUGCUUUGAAGAAUGUUGUCGCUGUUGGUGCUGGAAUCGUGGAUGGUCUGGAGAUGGGAGAUAAUACAAAGGCUGCUAUCAUUCGACUAGGUCUUAUGGAAAUGAUCAAAUUCAUUGAAGUAUUUUACCCUGGCUGCAAAUUAUCAACUUUCUUUGAGAGUUGCGGUGUAGCAGACCUUAUCACUACGUGCUAUGGAGGCAGGAAUCGACGUGUUGCUGAAGCAUUUGUGAAAUCUUCAAAGACUAUUGAUGAAUUGGAAAAAGAACUUCUCAAUGGACAGAAACUUCAGGGACCUAUCACCGCUGAUGAAAUUAAUUAUAUGUUGAAGCAAAGGAAUAUGGAAGAAAGGUUCCCCCUUAUGACUGCAGUGCACAAAAUCUGUAAAGGUGAGAUGAAGCCUAUUCAGUUGGUGGAUGCAAUGCGAUCUCAUCCAGAACACAUGUAAGUGGAUCCAACACCAUGACCACAUGCUGUCGACUUGCGAUCCAUCGUAGUAGUAGAAGAAACAGAAAGUUGUUACCUUGCAUUACCUGGAUGAAAAGUUUUGCUGUCCAUUUUUUGUAUUUCUGUAGUGGGUGGAAGUUUGUGUCUGUGUGUGUUUGGAUGUGUGUGCAUGCUGUGCCAUUCUGAAAAGUACCUGCACUUCUAAAUUACUUUUAUUACAUUGUAGUUUUGUGGAUGUGAAAUGUAAAAUUUGACACUAUUGUAAUUAUUACAUAGAAAUUAUUGUUGGUUUUAUUGUAGAGCAUGUAUGUAUGUAAAUAUUUUACAUGUAUUAAUUUGCAGAGCUUUAUAUUGUUUUAAAAUAAUAUUUUUCUGUUUUAUAAUAUUUCUGUUUUUUCUAAACACACUGUGUGUAGUUUUAAUCCUUACCUAAAAAUGUUCCUCAAUAUUCAGAUUAUGCUUCCAGCUUGUUUCAGCUAUUCUGUAAAACAAUAUAUGAAGGGCACUCUAAAAGUUUCCAGAGUGAAACAAAAACAGUUGUUUUUCCAUUUUGUGGCCAACUAGUCUUUAAAAAGAAAUAUUGCCAAUAUCAAUAUAUCUGUAUAUCUAUAUCCAUCAAAAGAACAUUUUUCAUGCAAUGAUUUUUUUUUUCAAUUUUGAAGUUAGAAAGGGUGCUAACAAAUUUCUUGAAUGUUUGAUGUUGCAUUUUGAAAUUCUUUCCCCUCACAAUCAACUGUUGAUGAAUGAUAUUGAGAAUCUCAUCUGGCCUGAAAUUUACUGAAGGCUGAGCCUUGGGACUCCUGUUGACAGCCACAAGAAAAGAAUCUUGUUUAUGCGAAAGAUGUUGACCCUUGCUCUUAUCAGCAGAUAGAACAGGUCUUGAAUUUGUAUCCUGUGUGGUGCCACAAAUGUUGAAUGUGAACUUAAUGUCAAAAAGGUCUAGUGGGUGUAUUUCAGAUCAUUUGACGGAAACAAAAACAUGGGUCAUCUGAACUGGUGGGGGAAAGAAGGGAGGGGGGGAAAUGCUGCAAAGAUUUAAAGAAGGUUCUGGAAAUCCAUUUUUUUUGACAUUGUAACUGGAUGUGAAUCGUGCACAUACAAUUUGACCUUGAAACAAAAAAAAUCAAUAGGCAAUUGCAUUCUGCAUCUUCUUUGACAAGACUGCUGAAGAGAUCUGAAGUGUUUGAAAGGAAAUAGUUUCUUCAUUCUUUUCAGCCAGUGGGCCAGUAGUUACUGAUGUCCUGGCAGACGAUAGAAACUGACAGCACACUGCGAUACCAACCUGUUAUCUCCCUAAAAUCUUUGAGAGCAUUCAGAAGAGAAGGCAGAAGAGAGGCUUGGGUCGUCAUGACAAUAUUUGCUUCUUGCAUUCACCCUACAGUCCAGAUCUGGCCCCUUGUGAUUUCUUUUUGUUUCCAAGAGCCAAAGAAUCCUAUCAGAGAAUGCUGGAUCAGACCUCUAGUCCAUUCAACAGCAGCUAUCAAAGAAUUUUUAGCUGAGCUGUCGAAGGAGUAAAGGCAUGCAGUCUUCCAGGACAGGUUUCAAAAAAAGAAUUGCUGCAUAGAGACAGAAAAAAUGCUUACAGAAAAUUUAGUGGCAAGAUUAAAUUUUCUCUUUUAAACAUACAAAUCUGGAAACUUUUGGAUGAUCCUUAUGUGUAUUCUAGAACUUAGAGCAUCUCAUCUCCACUGUAUUGCAAACUUUUCACUUGCAUUAUUGAAGUAGCAGACCUAUUUUCACAUUUAAUUUCUCACAAUUUUUUUCUCAUCAGUGAUUUAGGCUUUUUUUCACAAAUUGUAUGCACUAAGGUAUGUUUUUUCUCAUAAUUGUAUUAAAGAUGGUAAACUUUCUUUUGACCUCUUUUUUUUUUUUUUAAUUUAGUUUUUUCCCUUUCUAAGAUUUU